This is a messenger RNA of Mauremys reevesii (Reeves's turtle), 3839 nucleotides long. RefSeq names its product A-kinase anchoring protein 5 (gene AKAP5). Gene Ontology annotation, molecular function: calmodulin binding; molecular adaptor activity; GABA receptor binding. The record is from RefSeq and is a predicted model, not a curated record. The transcript has 3 exons. Lineage: Eukaryota; Metazoa; Chordata; Testudines; Geoemydidae. Gene Ontology annotation, biological process: positive regulation of adenylate cyclase activity. Bases 823 to 2316 code for a protein of 497 amino acids. Gene Ontology annotation, cellular component: postsynaptic density; dendritic spine; plasma membrane.
GAGAAUGGGUUGGGUUUUUUUCCCUUCCCCAUCUACUUCGUUGUCUCUAGCUUCAUUUUUCAUUACAGUGGCUGGCAGUGGCACAUGAAGGAGACAGACACUACUAGCCUGGAGACUGCUAAUAAUCAGCAUCCAUUUUUUCUGCCAUUCAAGGAAUAAAUAGCCAGGGACAUGGAGUGUACAAGAGAUACAUAUGAAGCAAUUCGAGAGAUGAGAACCUAUGCCAUAUUUUUCAACAUAAAUGGCAAACCUUGCAGUAUGAAUGGAAAGCAAAUGAAAUGCAAAGAAGGAAAGACAGAAAAACAGCUGACCCUAUCACUGAAGGCAAAAUAAGGCCACUUGGUGUGUCUGUCUCUUUUUUUUUUAUAUCACUUCAAUCCAAUUACUCAAAGAAUGUGAAAUAAUGAACAUAUUAGCGAGUAAUAGUUGUUGAUUGGUGCCCAUCAUAAAAUGAAAACGGUCAAUUCUUGAUCUGAUUUAACAUCCAUUAAAAAAAGUCAAACUGUUGCUGAAAUAAUAUCAUCGUAUCAAGUAGUGUUUCAGGUUGGCCAUCCCAGAGAUGAAACUGAACCUAUUCAAUAAGAUACAGGAUAGUGUGUUCUUAAAAUCUAUCCAGUAAAUCUUUCUCUCAGGAAAGGUAAGAAAAAAAAAUCACAGUGGAAAUAUAAAUGUAGUGUAAUAAGUCAAUCAGAACAUUUCUUUGCAUAACACCUCAUCUGUUCACAAAAGUAAUUUCAUGUUUUUGGGUGAAAUUUCAAAUAACUGCACUCUGAACUUAUCUGCAAUUAAUUUAUCUGAUGGGUUAAUAGAAAAGAAAAAUAUAUGAAGAAAUUAGAAGGCAGGACCACAAAUAUGGAGAAGGCAGCUAAAGAAAUUCAAAUGGAAAACACAGGACAAUCAGAAAAUCCUAGUGCAGCAGAACUGUGCCCUUCAACUGAAGAUCAGGCAGAAAAACUCACAAUGUUUUGUUUUAAGAAAAGAAAGAAGUCAUAUAAGACGACAUUGGAGAUUAAAAGUGUCUGCGAAGAAGACUCUGUAACCUUGAAACAUACAAGCCAAUCCAUCAAUGUAGCCCCUGGAGAAGGGGAAGUUUCCAACCAAUCUCAGUCAUCAAGGGGAGCCUGGGCAACUAUAAAACGUCUAGUGACACGUAAGAGAAGGUCAAAAUCUUCAAGGAAGCAGACACACUCUGAUUCUCAAGUGCAACUGGAGAUAAAUGCUGAGGAUCCUGGCUUGCAAAGUUUUCCAAAGAAUCGGGUUAGUUCUGGGCUUAAAAUUCCUUGUAUAUGGUUCUCAAGAGGCAAGAAAAAACCCAGCCGUUCUGAAAUAACAGAAGAAUCUGAUUACAGUGUUAAAGCAAAUGAACUGAUGGGCAUUUUGAAUAAAGCCAACAGUGAACCAGAGGAUUUGGCAAUAACAGUCAAAUCUAGCAUGGAUCAAUCCUUCAGCCAAGCCUCCGAAAAAAGUGACAGGAACUCACUUAAUUCCACUGGGAAGAAUGCGCUUUUGGUAGAGUCCAGACCAGACACUGAUCAACACAUACAGUGCAUCGUUCAGUCAGAAAUAACAAAUCCAGAGGCAGUUGCUAUAAUGCUCCAGGAAAAGCUACACCAGAAGAGCCUACAUGAAACUCCUGAACAUGCACCUGUAGCAAACAAGGGAGUUGAUCUCAAUACCACUCUUAGUGCUAAUGUUUCUAAGGACCUACCAGAUAACGUAGCUGAAGCCACAGAGGUACAAGAAACAAAUAACAGCGAUGGCACAGGGCUUGAAUAUAAAGAGUCUGGAAGGAACAUAAAUGGCAGUGAAGACUGUCAAUCCAAAGAGAGAAUAAUGAGUUUCAAUCAGUCGGCAUUUAAAAAUGAUGCAGUAAGCGUGCAGAGCUGUUUAAGUGAACAAUGGAAAUUAGAAGAAAACAAGGACACUAGUGGAGUGAGCAUUGUGAUUACAAUUACUGAAGCAGAUGAUGAGCCUGAUGAAGAGGAGUCAAACCAGGACUGCAAGCUGUCUUCAACUUCAUGUGAACAUAAGCAAAAGGAGAAUAAAAAAAUAAGUGGGAACCUCAAUUUCAGUAAACUUUCUAAUCGCAAAGAGGCCACAGUUGCAGGCAGUGGCCCCAGGAGGGAGGCUAAAGUCUGUUCUCCUGCUUGGUCACCCAAUGGUCUUAGUGAUCAGGAGCACGGAACUUCAGAACAGUAUGAAUUGCUUCUGAUAGAAACUGCUGCUUCACUUGUUAAGGCAGCGAUUCAGUCAUCUAUGGAACAGCUGGUUAAUGAAAUGGCUUUGGACCAUAGUAAACAUAACAGUGUUCUGUAAUGACAAGACCGCCCCAAAAUAUAGUAUGACUCAACAGCAGCAAUUUAAAACUGUUUAGCACCAAGAUGAAAGGCCAGAAACAGUCUUAACUCCUUAGCUAUUUGGGGUGAGUGUAGUGUAUUUCUGCAUGCUGGGUAUGCCAUUGUGUAUCUGUAAAAUGGAUCCAAGAAUAAGGACUCAGUCCUGCAAAGCGUUGACAGGCUCAUGGCAUUGGGCUUUAAAACAUUGUGAUUGUUGAUAGCUGUGGAAAAGGUAAGUUGUUUUAGUGGCUGUAUUUCAAUUUGUGUCUCUUGCCGUUUGGGGGCUCUAUUACGUCACUGUAGAUUUUAGAUUUUCUCCUAUUGUUUACAUUUUAUUUAUUAUACAGUAUCUGUCAAAGGCCCCAGGGGUUACUGAGCACUCUCAACUGUAUUGGGCCUGGGCCUGUACUCGUCAUAAUCAGUUGGAGUUUUGCCACUGAUUUCAAUGGCAACAAGAUUGGGCCCAUUGACUUCAGUGCAGGUUGAGCAUGUUCAGACCCUUGCAGGAUUGGGUCAAUGUCUCAAGAUGCACAUACUGUUUUAAAAAAUACUACAAUCUCAAACUGACAUGUCAACGCUAUUAUUGUAUAAAAUGAGGCAGGUAGGUAGAGGGCAGAUUGUCAUUUGGCCUAUUCCACUGCCCAGAAUGUCUUGUGCAUCUCAGACCGCAUUGAAGUCAUGCACUAAGCACAAGUGCAUCUGACCCUCCACGGCCAUGGGGUUGCCAAGAAAAUGGUGCCACUUAACUUGCUGAAGGGCCUGCCCUGAUCCAUUCAAGUCAAUGGUAAAACUUCCAGUUACAUCAGUACUGCAGGUUUGGGCCUAGCAAGCAAGUUACUGAUACAGAUGCUCCCCGACUUACGCAAGCAUUCCGUCCCGGAGCACCUGGCGUCACUUGAAUUUUGCAUAAGUCAGAAACGUUAUCUCCGACCAUUACACAAAAAAACCCCAAAACCUCCCGUUUCUAGCUUACGAAACUUUUUCCGCAAACUCAGAUUUGCGUACGUCGGUUUUCCGUAACUCGGGGAGCGUCUGUAUUCUCUUCUCCUGACACCUUCCUUUGUUUUUAUAGCGUUGUAGUGCUGAGGCCAACUCAUUGCUUUAGCACAUUUUUAAUAUGUAGUAUGUAAUAUAAAUAGUAAUGAGCUGCUAGAGCUCUAGUGGUGCAGUAUUUCCCCAGGGUUAAAAUAGUUCCUGCAGUUGCAAUGGUCUCCAAUCAGUCUGUUUUAACUUGAGCAUUUUUUGUUUAAUUAUUGCUAAUGCCUUUGACUGUAGCCAGCAUUUUUUUAAUAAGUCGUAGGGUUUUUCCCCCUGCUUCACAGCUCUUCUGAACUUCAGCAAACAAAUCCAUCCCACCUGUGUGUAACUGCAUUAUGCCACUUAAUGUUUCCUUGCAGUUUCAUUUGAAUACACUAUCAUUGGCAUUGUAUUCUGAACUUUAAAAUCAUGACUGGUAUAGAGAAAGAUAAAGAAGUGUUGUUUACUCCAUCUCAUAACACAAGA